This is a messenger RNA of Neospora caninum, 19248 nucleotides long. Its product is annotated as putative RNA pseudouridine synthase domain containing protein. Lineage: Eukaryota; Apicomplexa; Conoidasida; Eucoccidiorida; Sarcocystidae. The transcript is spliced from 3 exons. The record is from RefSeq and is a predicted model, not a curated record. Gene Ontology annotation, molecular function: pseudouridine synthase activity; RNA binding; protein binding. The coding region runs from base 1 to 19248 and encodes 6415 amino acids. Gene Ontology annotation, biological process: pseudouridine synthesis.
AUGGGAAACGGGGUGUCCGCCCCUCCCGGGGGCGCAGGCCUGGAUGGUCCUGCUUCAGCACCUCAUGGAUCUCCUUUUGUUUCUUCGUCAGCAGUUCUUUCUUCGGCUUCUGGACGCCGCUCCUCGCGUCUCCGCACUGCAUCGCACCCUCCGUCUCGCCGAUCGUCACGUUCCUCAUCGGCUUUUGGGCGGUCGCCAGAAUGCACCCACAGUGGCACCACUCUCAUUCCGGAGGCAGCUUUCUACGCGCUGACGGAGAAGAAUUUAGAGGCGAUUUCGUGUCUUCCGCCGGGUUCGGACAUGGUGUACGGAGUGCUCUGGCCGGGAGCGGCGAGCUGCGCAGGAGAAAACGGGGGCCCUGCCUCUUUACUUGUCGGCUCUGCCUUGCGAAAGGGGCGACAGGACCAUCUCUCUGGCGACGCUUCUCUUCCGAUGGCGGACAGAGCGGCUGGAGGCGAAGGCUGUCUCGUCUCAGGUUUCCCUGCGGCUACGUUCUCCAGGGAAGCGAUAUCGACGUAUCUUGCUCGGUCUGCACGUGGGUACUUGCUGGAGGCCAUGAGGCAGGGAGGGGACCCUCGAUCCCUCUCAGACGACGAGACGUGUACUCUCCAUUCCGGGGGCACGGGCGGAAGUGGGUCGAGCCUCGUAACUGGGAGCCCCGCCAUCGGAGCGGCGGAGGGAACGAAGAACUCUGCUGUCCGUCUUUCCGAUCACCUCUUUCUUCUUCCUGCGUCCAGUGGAGGGGCUCAUGCGGUGAAUACCACCUUGUCACCCGCUCAGGCCGUUUUACCUCUGUCCCCUGCCUGCCUCGGUUGUCCCGCUGUUCACCCGACAGCAGGAGGGGCGACCGGAGCUCCCGAGCCCGGUCAGAUCGUGGCUCGGCUAGCCGGAUGCGUGCACGAGCCCCUCGUCUCCGGCGGUCUCACAGGGACUGCCCAGCUGGGAGAGGCAGUCCCGUGGGGGGUGGCAAGCGUGAAGGUGGCGGAGACAGGCGACCCGCAGCCGUGCGCCGAGGCGGGAGACAGUCAGAAGGGACGCGCGUUCUCCGAACUGGAGCAGGAGGGAGGGGAGACUCGCGGCAGACACAUUGGAACGGCCAGCACCCCCCCUCCCCAGCCUCAUCCGUUUGCAUGGCCUUCAGGCGGAACGGGAAGCUUACGCGGAGGCAGAGGAAGCAGUACGCGAAGCAGUCGGGGGCGAGGACGCUCUGCGACCGCAGCGAUUUCGGCGACCUCGAAAAACCCUUCAGGGUCAGGUGUUCUUGAAGGCUCUCUGUCGUCUGGAGUGGCCCCCAUGUCGCAGAAGAGUCGGGGAUUCGUGCUGUCUCCGUUAUCCAGCGCCAUUUUACAACCCGCGCUCCCUCAAGGCUCACGUGAGCCCGGCGCAUGUUGCCUCCACCGUGCCUGUGAACAUGGGGCAAACGGCUCUGCCUCGUCUCCCGGGAAGUCGACAGGUCCCGGUGAGAGUGGGGUAGGCUCGCACACCGCACCACUCCUCGUGCGCGGGUCGUCGUACGGCGAACCGGCUGCUUCGGCUUCUGCCUUGACUGCGUCUGCUGGAGGCACCGAUGACUGCGGGCCCGGACUCCGGCGCGGCAGAUCGUGUCUGGUGGAGGCUUCUUCCACAGGAGCAGGGAGGCCAUUCCCUGCUCUUUUUGCGUCUUUGCCUUCGCCAAGCGACGCAGUGCACGUGGGCCAAGUCGUUGCGGAGACGACAGGAAUUGCCGAACAAGUUGGAAAUCAAGUGCUGGUGCAUGGGUCUUCCGGCCUCGCCACUGCCGCAGCGUCUCGUGCGUUGGCGGUUUCAAAGACAGACGAGGGCGGCGACAUGCCUGCAGUUUGUUACCGGUGUUGCCAUGAGCAUUUGGCCCCGCUCUGCGUGUCCACGGCGCCUCGAUGCCGAGCGCUUCCGACUUCGGCUGCGAGGGCGGAGGGCGACCGGGAUGUACUGAACCAAGUCGGACACUGUGGUCUCUCCUGUGCGUGCUCCGAAGGCACGAAGCUUUCGAACGCAGCCGGUUUCUCGAGUGCCCCAGCGCCGGGGUCGGCCUCAGCGCUUUCCGCUGCGGCUGGUGCGUCAGGGUGCUCCUGUCUUGUUCGAAGUAGAAAUCCUGGCGGAGGGACGAGGCUUCUCACAAAUUCGGCGACCCUGUUUGAGGGAACAGCACCGGUCGAUGCCCCGCGCUGCUGCUUGCAUUCACGAUCCAGAAGUUCGGCGCCGGUACAGGAACUCGCGCUGGCGUGCGAGAAAGGCAGCUGGCCAUUGAAGAAGCGGGGUGAAGAGACGCCUAGGGAGCGCAUGGAGAAACACAACGACGCGUUCCUGGGAAAGAGAGGGAAGCAUCGCACGAGUUUCUCGCCCGGUCAAGAGGACAGUAGCCCAUUUCCGGAGCGAAGUGAGGACGAGGACGACGCGCAUGUCAAAGAGAGACGUAGACACAGUGCAGAGAAUUUUGCGCACCUUCCCCUUCCCGUCGCCCCCCAUUUAGCUCCGGCCAACAGAAACAAAGCUGGAGGGUCGUGGAGCGCCGACGUAUGGGCGGAGGAUUCAGAGAGGGGAGGCCGUCAAGGGGACAACUGUGGAGGGCGAAAUGAGGCGCCGAAGGAGGUGAGUGGUGUGUCCUCUCUUUCCGCGCGUGUAAGAGAGAGAGAAAAACACGCGACGGCAAGCGAAGAAGAGACGUGUAGUCCUGCUGCUCGUCGCUGCCAGAUUACCUCGGGAGGCGAGGGAGGCGGUGGCGUCACAUCCGGAGCAGGCACAGUUGCAGGCGUCCCUCUGCAUUUCCCAAAACGUGAAGGCGAGGAAGGGGGCUGUUCGCGUGGACACGGAGGCGGUGGGAAUGUCAGCAGUGCGAGUAGCAAUGGUCUUCCAGUCCUUCCAAGGGAUCCCCCUUGUUCCCAUUUGCCAUCGUGUGCUGUUGCAAAAUGUGCGCCAGCCGGUGCCAUGGUGAGGGCAGCGGGUGGAGCUAUCACUCAGCCGUCUUCUGCCCUCGCCGUCAGUCCUGCCUCGGGCGUUUCGGCGGGCGCAGGAGCACUUCCGAGUAACGCGUCGUCGGGGCCUUCAAUUGGAGGAUCUUUCUCUCACUCUCCACCGGGCGGCAGCGGCGCGGAAGGAGGGGGGCCUGGAGGCGCUGGCCCAGGAAAGGGCGGCGGCCCCGGAGGAGGCCCCGGAGGAGGCCCUGGAGGAGGCCCCGGAGGAGGCCCCGGCGGCGCGGGAAAGAAGGGAGGAGGCCCGGGCGGGGGCGGGGGCGGGGGCGGCAGCCACCAGUCAUCGGCACGAGAUCGCGGGGGAGCUGGGAAGGAGUGUCAGUCAGUUGAUUUCUACGUUCGCAGUUUCUGGAAAGUCGCGAAGACGCAAAACGACCUGGAGAGUCCCACCCAGGGUUACUGUCGCGGCUUCGUGUAUCGCCUGCUGCUCCAUCCGCGCGGCACGACGGGGACCGACUCGGAAGCGAGUCACUUGAGUGUGUUUCUGGAAGCCAUCCGGCAAGACUGGUACCCGGACGACUGGAUCUUCCCGAAUGUCCGUUUCGAGUUGACGGUGGUGAAUUUCAAGGACCCGAAACAGUCGGUGACCUCGUGGGCGCACUGGAGCUUCAGCAACGAGGCGACGAGUCGAGGGUGGCAGAAGAUGAUCAGCCAUGCACGCCUCAACAAGCAGUCCGGGUUCAUGGACGAAGACGGGACGGUCUUGGUCCGUGGUAAGGCUGAGCCGCCGUUUGCCUCGCUCUGGUCGCGUGGGCCGGUGUACAGACCCCACCGGAUUUGGGAGUACAUACCGGAGAGAGCUGCCAAGGCCCUGGAAGAAGUUUCCUCCUCCUGCAGUGCGGCGGCGGCCGCGCUCACCGGUGCAAGCGCGUCCAUGCAGACAAGUGGCCCGAACGCGAACAACGCGACGAGUGCGGCGAAUGCAAACAACAUGCUUGUCGCGGGACCCCAUUCCACGGCACUCGCUGGAGGUUUGCCGAGACUGAAGACCCCCACUGCUUCUCUGUUGUCGUACGUCGAUCCUAUUGUGCCCACGCUAGAUUCGUCGCUCGGCGCGGACUACGUGGCGCUCUUUGUCCACUGUCUCUUCCACCUCUGUGAGUUCCGGAAACACAUCUACAUGUGGAAGAGCGAUUUCAUCAAGUCCCCGACAGCGGAGCAACUGGCCCAGGACCCGUCGCUCGCUGCCCAAAUUCCCCCGUUCGCCGACGGCUCGCUCAUCGGUGCCCUCCAGCAGACCUUCGCGUACAUGCAGCUGUGGCCCGUGACGGUUGCGUGUCGCCGUCUCCAGCAUUUGGCUGCCUCCUCGUCGUCGAGCCGAAAGGAAAUCUGUGCCAGUGAAAUAUGGAAGUGGUAUGGAGCGGAGCUGUUCCCCAAGAAUUCGCCCUCGCGGAGGCCAGCACCCCCGCCUCUCUCUGCGGCUGCCUCGCGCCUCGCCUUCUGCACGCUCUGCAAGCGUUGCACGUGCUGCUGCCGAUGCAAGACGACUGCGUACCACGCGGCAGCGUCGAGUCCGCCCUUCGUGCCGGCCGGCGCUGGGCCACCGAGCGAGGGGCCCGGAAGGAAGGGCGAUGAAGACGGGUGGAACAGCAGAGGCACCAGCGGCGGCGAGGACCCCGACUUGCUUCUUAAACAAAUGAAGCUGGAGAGGGACACGUGUCUGUGCUGCGACCUCAUGGACCGCUACCCCGAGGCGAUGGCAGACAUGCCCCCGCAGCCGAACAUCAAGGCGGUGCUGAAGGCCCUGCACAUGCACGACGUGCAAAAGAUGGACGUCCCCGACCCGCUGGUCAAGGUCCACACCGAGCUCUUUUCUCUCUUGAUGCGAGAGCUGGCCAAAGCCAAGUUGGAAACGCACCAGGUCCACGAGUACCAAGCGCGCGCGGUGGCGGCUGCUGCAGGUUCGACGUUUCCUGCCUUCUCGUCCUUUGGAGGCCGGGCGGAAGACGGCGAGGAGAGCCUUCCCUUGCCGCCGGGCGGCGUCCCGGGGGGUCCUUCGGCGGGGGUUUGGACCGACGUGGAUGGCGUCGCCUUCACGUCCUGCGACCAUCUCGAGGCGACGUGCCAUGAGCUCUUUUCCUCCUCGGACCGCUCGACUGGGCUUCUGAAUGCAGACGGCGUGCCGGAUAUCUCUGCGGGGUUCACGCGAUGCAAGCAUGUUCACUCUCUGCAGAAGGCGUUGGAGUCCUGCGGCAAGGUCCUUCAGCACUUCCCGGAAGUCCUUUUUGUCUACCUGCAGUCGGUGAAGCAGUGCAAGAAGGGCGAACUUUUCGACGCACCGUUGCGGCUGGACGCCCACAAACUUCUCCAGCUCCGGCAGCAGCGCAACGAGAACGCGGGACAUACCGACAGCAAUCCGAAAGGGACGGGCGGCGAGAAAGGGAGCGGCUCGACGACGGGCGUGGUGGAUCGGGAGAAACAGCGACGGCGGCUGCGGAAGAAGCUGCAACAAUCGAGAAAGGGGAAUAAAGUGUCGCGCGACGCGCAGGAAGAGGAGUCGGACAUGACGGAAGACGAAGAACUCGCAAUCAGUGAUGAAGACGACGUGGCGAGCACUCAAGGAGACAGUGGGAAGAGCGCCACAGGCAAGGGCGAUGCGGGCAAGGGCAGCCAGGCGUCCCCUCAGGUCCCACCCGGCUCGGGCCAGACGCCCCCGCAGGGCGCGGGACCGACGCCUGUCGGGGGGUCGAGCAACGGCGCGAGUUCGGGCAGUGGGGGGAACCAAGAGAAGUGGUUUUCUCUCUUUGCGCUUUUCAUUCGCGAAGGGGAUAGCCGUGGAGACGGGUGUGGCGCCCAGACCUCGCAUUACCUUCUUCUGCGCCCCGAGGAGGACGGACCCUGGUUCCGAAUCGGAGACGGACGCGUCGAGAGGCUCAGCAGCAAGGUAGACUUCACUGAGUGGAAGUGCCAUCGGGACUUCUUCUGCGCGGGGGCAGUCUACAUCGCGGAGGACUACAUCGACGCGGUCCAGGCUGGAGACGUGGAUCUCUCGGGGGACCUCUUGGAGCUCAAUCCGUGGCUCUACUACCGGACGCUCUACGAUCUCGGCGUGACAGAGGCGGAAAUCAAGCGACCGUGGAUCAAUCUGUCGAACAACUCGAAUGGGGUGGCUGCAGCACCCCCGUCGGCGUGUUCGUCCCCCGCGGCCGGCGCCGGAACGGGUGGGGCGGCCGGGGGGACGCCUGCGUUCCCUGUGGGAAGUGAGCGACACGUGGAGAUGCCUGAAAAGCGAGACGUUGCGGAAGGCGAACAGAAGCCCGGGAUCCCACCGGCUUCAGGCGGUGGCAAGACAGAGUCGGUCGGCUCUUCUCGGUUGGGCGGAACGGGCGGGGCAGCCACCGGGGCUGGAUUCGUUUUGGAUCCCAGCCCCGCCAGCGGCCUCUCUGCUGUCCCCUCAAGUGUCUCCGGCGUGCCAGGCGGCGCGCCGUUCUUCGAAGGUGACAACAACAUGCUGUACGAGAGUUUCGAGUCGGCCUGGAGGCCGCGAUCGCUGGCUGAAGAGAGACGGUACACGGUCCUCGCUCCUGUGAUCAAGUGGAUCUUCGAAGUCGCCGUCGAGAAGGCAGUUGUUUUUUCGGCAAACUCGCCGGAGAUGGUCGAAAACCACUACUGGUUUGUCCUACGCAUGCAGUACCUCGAGAAAAUCCUGCUCCUCGAGCUCCGACACGCCAUAUGCGAGGUGCUCUACGAUGAGUGGCUGGCGAACUACGUGACGCCGUGCGUCGCUCACGCGUCCAAGAACGCCCAGGCCGAGGUGAAGGCGCUGGAGACGACGAAGAACGAGGACGCAGGGGCUGUCGACGCAGAAGAGGAGGCGCUGCGAGGAGAGAAACUCUCCGUCGCGAUUUCCUUCUUCUUCCGCGAUGACGAGGAGGGAGGAGCGGCAGCGGCUGCGUCAGCCCUGUCUGGGGGGAGGUUUGGCCCCGGCACACUUGAGAAGGUGUCCUCUGCCGGGUCCAUAUCUCCCGAUUCGAGAGGAGAGAUGGACACUGGCGCGGAGAAACGUCAGGGGAACGGAACCGAGUCUGUGGAGGACGUUGAUGGAUCAGCGGGCAGCCCGAAGGAAAAGCGAGAGAGGAAGAGAAGCUUCGCGUCACCCGUGCAUUUUGGGCACCGAGAGGCUGCAGAGGUCAUCGCUCACUGGACGCGCACUCACUUGUCGGACAACGGGCGUCUGCUGGUGGACGAGCUGGGAACGCUGUUGAAGGACCCGCUUUACCGGCUUGUGGACAAGAUUUCAACUCUGCGCCACGAAGUCGAGAUUCUCUGUCGAGAAGGAAGAAGCCGCUCUCUGCUGUAUCGCGUGGGCAGCGCCGCCGCCGCUCCGGAGGCAUCUUGCCGAGAAGCCGAGUCGACUGGCAAGCAAUCGCCGGUCGACCCCUCGGUGUCUGUCUCCGCGUCGCGGAAAGAAGGCCAAGCGGAGGCAGGUGAGAAGGGCGAGGCCUCGACAGAAGACGUUGCAGAACCCGAAGCAUUGGCAGAGCUCAGGCAGGCGGUCACCGAACGCCUGACUGAUCUCUGGGCCUGCUGUCGCGCGUGCGUGGAGGAAAGCGAAGAGAUCCUCUCCAAAUACACUGUCGAGCGCCUGCGGACUUGCUCCGCUGCAGAGCCAGAGGCCGAUGGCGGGGGCAGAGCGUCGGAAGCGAACAUUGAGGAUGCGUCCGCCGUGGCCGGAUCUGGGGGCGAUUCGCGCGGGUGGGAAGACGCCAGGAGCCGCGGAACUGCAGGUGAUGAGCGAGAAGGGCGUUGCGGGGGUGACGUCGCGUCGGCCGCUCCGAACGAAGCUCCAUGUCCUCUCCGGCCCUCUGUGCCGGCUUCGGAUCCGUCCACGGAGUUCGUUGACAGCUCGGCGUUUUCAUGCCGCAGCGCUGCUGGGGCUCUGGAUCAUCUCGGCCACGAGUACGACUUGCCAGUCGGCGAGACAGUCGAGCUCGUUGCGUUUCUGGCGGAGGCCUUCUUCCUGCCGGAUUUCCGCACCAUGCGGCGCUUCCUGCGUGACCGGCGGCACGUGGUCUUUGAGCGCAUUCGCCCCCACGAACUGAUUCGAGCGUACCUCGCGCUUGCGCGACCCGAAGUGCAUUUGCCCUCGUUUCUCCAGGACCACGGGUACAACGUGACUUGGUGCGAGGCAGCCUUCCAACCAGAGGACGCGUCGGCCAUUUGGGGCGACGCGUCGGUCCCCGCCGUCGUCGCCGUACAGAGCGCGUCGCGCGGCUUCCAACUCAGCAGAGCCGUCAGCUCCGUGCUGCUCCACCUGCUGGUCACUGCACUCGCGUGUGGACCGGCGAGCGGCCGGGCGAAACCCGAGCGGCGGAGCCUGGAGGGUGAGGCAGAGCCCAAAGAGAAGGACGCCGGGGAAGCGAGCGAGAGAGAGAAGCACGGGACUGCUGCCCGGAAGAGCGGCGCGAGCGGCAGGGGCUCGGACGGUGGUAGUGGCGCGGCAUCGAAGAAGAAGGGCAAACCAAAGAAGGGCGUGAAAGAGGAAGAGGAGAAGAAGGCAAAGUCUCCAGACGAGUCGACAGGUGUGGAGUCGUCUCACGCGGCUUUAGCAAAACAGGAGCCCACAGGCGACAUACUCCCCUCAGAGACUGCGGACCCGCUGUGGGGCGAAGAUAUUCGGAAGAGCGUCGCUGCAGAUGUCUCGGCGAUCCUGCGAGCCAUGGAGCACGACUGCCCAGAUCUCGCUUCUCCGACGGCUGCUAUGCCGCCGACCGGGGCCUCGUCCCAGAGCGACAGUUCCUCUGGCGGACAGGCGUCGGCUGGCGGCUCACCUGAAGCCUCCACGCCAGGUGCUCCACAUGUCCCUUCGCCGCCUGAAACCUCCGCGGCGGGUGGAGCCCAACAAGCGGUGUCGGGCGCGGAGACACCCGAUUACCGAUCCCCGCUAGCCAUGGUUCACAAGAUUCCGCUGACGCUGCCUCUGUCCGCGCCUGGGGACCGGUCUGCCCAGGCCUCCGGUGCAGGCGGAAAAUGCGGGAAAAAGAAAGGGAGAGUUGGAGGAUCCGGGGGGGGGAGCAGUUCAAGCCCGGGCGAUCCCACGCAAGUUGUGCCCGUCUUGGAUCGCGUGCUUCCUCGCUUAAACUUCGAACAGCGCGUCGCGGCAGCAGCCGAUCCGGGAGUCUUCCUUCUCUGUCCCGCGGCUGUCUCAUCGUCUUUGUCUUCCUUCGCGCCUUCGCCGCGCGCGUCGUGCGCGCUGGCCUCGCCGACGGGUGGCUCUGGGACGCCGGCCUACGCCGACAUACCCAGCGACGCGGCGUGCGCUGCAAAGUCGGGAGCGGCGAACGCGGGGAGUUUUGCUUCUGCCUUUCCCAACUCGUGCCCGGCAGGUGCGAACGUGGCGGUGCUGGAGCGAGAGCUGUUGGGGCUCGGCGACGCCGGAGUGGUGCCGUUCCCGGCGUGCGGCUCGAUCGCGACCAGGAGCUUGAACGGCGCUGGAAACGCGUCUCUGGCGGGGAGCAGCGUCUGCCGGCGGAUCCGCUACCACGGCUUGGAGGUGGGUCUGCUCCUGGCUGAAGACCUCAAGGGCCUCGAGGGCUUUUCCAUCGAGGACAACCUGCCGAUCCGCGCGCGUCUCCUCGUGAGAAAGAGUGUCCUGACUCCCACUGGAGCGAGCAGCCUCGCUGCCAGUUCUGCAGGACCGAGUCCCCUCACGCCGGCGGUCUCGUCUCCGUCCUCUGCUUCGCCGUCGCCUUCUGGAGUCUCCGCGCUCCACGUGGCGAACGCGAACGCGGCCACCCAGACGCCCUCUGCGGUCUCCGAGCCCCUCACCGUUCAGCGGCUCUACUGGGCGUUCCGUCGCCUGCUCCACGCUCAAAUUGAAGAGCGCGACGUGGGUGCCCGCGACGGAGCAGCGGGCGGCUCCUCGUCGGCCGGGACCGGGAAGGCGAAGAAUCCUGCAACUGCCAAGGCGUACGAGCAGCAGCUGACGCUGCUGAACCAACAGAGCGAGCGGGAGCUGUGGUGGCUUCCGACGCCGCGGGACGCGUUUCUCCUCUACGCGCUACGCCCGGACCCGGACCCGACCCGCAAAGGCCGAAGACGGUUCGUGUACAUGGAUCCGCUCGACGACCUGGAGAUUUACGCAGACCCCAAGCGGCAGCUGGCCGACGCGACGGCUCCAGAUAUCACGAUCUUGCUCGUCGCGGCCCCGCAGAGAUGUUGCUCGGAGGCCUCGGCGUGGCUGAAGGGUUCGGCGUUUUCCUCCGCCGUGGCGAACGCAGCUGCGUCGUCGGUUCCGGGGGUCGUUCUCCCGCCGCCAGCGCUUACGUUUCCGCUGGAGGACGCCGACGAGUUUCCGCUGCUCGUCUUCAAGUGGUUCUCUGCAGACUCGGUGGACCUCUUCUGCGUCGGCGCGCUGGUGUGCGACGCGAAGCAGCAACUCCAGACGUACAUUCUGGACUGGCUGGUGCCCCAAGUGAGGGCGCGAGGCUACCUGUCCCCGCUGCCGUCGAGCGCGAAGGACGACGCGGACAACUUCCUGGUGUUGGAAGAGUGCCAUUUGCGGACGGUGCAAAACAUUCGCCGGUGGAGCUGCGCAAUCCGAAAAAUCAACAAGCGAGGCGGCGACGUCAUCAUUGUCCAGAAGAAGGGUCUGAUUGAGAGCCCCGCGUCGAUUCGGUACCGGGAGAGCUCCGCGCUCCUGGAGAAAGUGCGCCUGUACGAGGUUAGUCACCACUGCGACGGAGCCGCAGGCGAGUUCGACUUGGGCGAGGGCGUGGCCACCUCGUCGCUGCCUCCCCUCGCGUCCACGGUGUCCGGCGCAGGAAGUGGCGACUUUUUGCUCGAAGGCAACGCCGACAUUCUUACGCUGCUUCCCGACGGCGCGGCUGGAGCGACCGACCGCGAACGGGGCGUGCUGUAUGCGUCGCACCUGCACAGUCUGGACGACGGCGAAGGCGAAGAAGGCGGCGGGGGCAAGAAGAAGAAAAAGAAACAGAAGAAGGCCCUCCCGCGGGCAGCGAUCCCCAGCAACCGCAAAAGCGUCAUUGCGCGACUGGCGGAGGACCAGAGACGAGAAGAGACGACGCUCCUCAAAGCGGCAGCCAAGGACCAGGAGAAGGACGCGAUUUCGCAAGAAGACGGCUCGGCCCUCCAGUCGGUGUCUUCUGCGGCGACCACGGGCACAGGCCUCGCCACUGCGUCGCCUGCGGCGAGCGAGAAGAAAAAGAAGAGCGCAGCCGGCGGCGCGGCGGUCUCUGAGGAAGAAGAGGACCUGGGAGCGGCAGCGCUCACGGCCAAGGUGGGGAAGGGAGGGAAAAAGGCGCCGCCUGAGGACGCAUCCAGACUUGACCGCUCCAAGCCGACUCAAACGCUCGCGCCUCCAGCCCAGAAAGAGGUGGGGCGCCAAGGGGCGGCGACCGGGGCGUCUGCAGCGUCAGGAAAAGCCACUGGAGGCGCCGCUGGGGCAGCGGACGGAAAACAGAGGAGCGCCACGGGCCUGACGACCUCGGGUGCGGCGCCUUCCGAGAAGGGCGAAAGAGAGACGGGCGAGAAGCAGGCAAACAGCCAGAGCGGUCGGGCGCCGAGUACAGGCCCGAAAGGCAGUUCGUCCGCCGCGGCGCUCCGAAACGGCGAGGCCUCGGCUGGUGCGGAGGUCGCGGCUGCGGGGUCGAAAAAGGGGAAAAGGGCCGCUGGGCCCGCACCCAGCGCGAAGACAGCCAGCGACGAGGGUGUGACCGGUCCUGGGGCAGAUGAAGACAAGCGCGAGGAGACGACUGGAGAGACAGGCAUUCUGGGGAGUGGCGCUGGCGUUGUCUGGCCUGCGUCAGCUCCGCCGGGUUCCAUGGCUGCUUCGUCACCGCCUCUGUCGCCGGCCUCGUCAACGAUCUCGCGCGGGUCCUCCUUCAGCCUCGUGGCGCUGCCUGGCGCCAUUCAGGCCCGCAUCUCCCCGGCGGCUCAGCAGUUGUUGCAGCGCGUGUCUGACAAGCAGCACGUGGUGUCUCCGGCUCUGCUGCGAGAAGCUGCAGCGACCCUCGUCGAUGAAUUCCUGUCCCGCGUCAGCCAGAUAUACCGGCACGCCGCGGUGUCUGCCGGCGACAGCGGCCACAAGAAAGAAGGUUCAGAGGGCCCUGGCCUGGGAGAAGCUCUGGGGACUAGCGAGAGUGGCGCGGGAGGCUCGGGAGCUGGAGGGGUUGCGAGCUCGUCCGUGGGUUCUUGGGCUGCGCUGGCGGGGGCCGGAAUAGGAAGCGUCGCGGUCGACGAGAUCUCCGAAUGCGCGGAGGCCCUGGAAGCGAUCUGCUCGACGUGCUUCUCCACGCAACAGCGUCCAAUCUUCAUCAAGGAGAUCCAGCUGCUGCUGGACCAGGAGAUUCACGGGCAAGCGGGAGACGCAGAGGCCGACAAACGCGCGGCUGGAGCUACGGGCGCGAGCAAGGGCGACUUGCCAAGUGAGAAGGGGAAGGGAGCCGCAGCGACAGCCGCGCCCAAACCCAAGAAGGAAGGCUUCUACUCAGGCGUGGCGGCUGGGAAGUCUUCGCCAGCUCAAGAGGCGUCGGUGAGCGACGCGCGGCUGGCGGCAUUCUACCGGCUGUUCUCAUGCCGGCGCCGAGCAGCGUCCGAGCUCUUUGUGCUUCUUUCCGUCACACGUGGAGGCCAGUUGGUCACGCGGAAACUCGUUGCGCAGUACUGCUUGGCAGCGCUGGACAAGGACCCGGCCGGCGACAGCUCUGUCUCGUCUGCCGCACUCCUGGGCGUUGCCUCUGUGGUCCUGAUGUGGCUGUUCCUGGGGCCCCGACUGAUUUGCAAGCUUGGGGACAGCCAGCAAGGUCGGCGGUUCAUCGACGGGGGCCUGAGGAAGAUCUUUGACUUCUUCCAGCAGCGGAUCGCUAUGGCGCUGCAGCUUCAACAGACCUUCCCUUCGGCCUUGCUCUCGUCUCCGACCGCUGGCGGUUCCCUUCUCGGCUCCGGCCAGCGCGCAGGGGCGACCCAGACAGACCCGGUGGCCCUCGUCGCGUGGGCGGCAGGGAUUCUCUUGAAAGUGUUUCACCUUUCGCGGGCUUCCCAGUUAGCGCUUCCGCGCCAGAACGAUGUGCUGACAGUCCUCCAGCAGAUCCAGCUCCCGUCUGCAUUCUUGAGCAAGGCGCUGACGGCGCCGGUCGCGUCGCCUCCGAGUGUGUGGGGCACUGGCGCGGGCGUCUUGGCCGCGGGCGGACCGGGCGCAGGGACAGCGGGAGAGACCCCGCCUGGAAGCGUGAGCAGAGACACUCUCGGCGUUGACGCGGCGAGUGCGGCUGGCAGAGAUGGGGGCAAGCCUCUGAACGCAGGGCGCGGCGUCGGCGGCGGUCUUCUGCUCCCGCCGCUGUCUGCGUCAGUCUCAGCGGGAGGACCGGCUCUGUCGGGUCCCUCGAGCUGGGGAAGUGCGAGCACACCUGCAGAGAGCUCCGCGUCGUCCCAGGCUGGGUUGGAGGAGGCAGGCAAGAAGGGCGCUUCGCAGCGGGCCUCGCAGGCGCCAGCGAAGAGCCCCGAAGGCGCGACCAGUCCCCUGGCGACCGGCGACGGCGCAGCGGCUGGCGAGGCCAGCCAAGGUUCCGGGCCAGGCCGGGGUCUCGGGAAGGGCGUUUCGGGCAAGGGUCCGUUGCUGGUGGGAAUGCAACUCGCCAAAGGCGCUGGCGUGAUAGGCGCCUCGCCGACUUCGCCCGCUGCAGGCGCUCCCGGGAAGCUGGUCGCUCUGGACGAGCGCGAAGACAGCGAGGACGAGAACGAGGGGGCGUACCGAGAAGAGGAGGAAGAACCUGCCGAUCUGCAGUCGAGCCAAGAAGAAGAACUCCUGGUGGGUGAGCAGAGCUUGUACGGCAGCGGGAAGGCCCUGAGUCGCCGCGUCUUCAAGAAAGCGGCCCCGUACGUCGUGGAGGAAGGCACGACGUGGAUGGUCCUGUACAAGCCUGCGUUUUGGCACUGCUCGGGCUUUGGGAGAGACCGUCCGGUCUUUGUGCCCCGCGUGGCGACGCCGCAAGAGCUCGAUGAAGCGCUCGCGCACAUCACGCUCGAGGACCUCAUCAGCAGUGGGAAAAUCGAGAGCUUCCACCUGUACAUGAUGAAGAAGUACCCUCGGCUCGAGACCGUGCGCCGGUGGGAGGAGAUGGAGUGCGGCCUCUGCCACCGGACUGACCUGGAGACCUCCGGCUCGCUCCUGAUUGCGAAGACCCGGCGCGCACGCGAGUCGAUCUUUGAGCAGUUCCGCAAGCGCCUCGUCCACAAGGAGUACCUGCUGCUCUGUCACGGCCGCCUGGACAAGCUGCAUGCGCGGAUCGACCACCCCAUUGCGACGCGCGACUUUGACUCGAGCCGGUCCAAGUCCCACUUCUCCGAGGUCGUCGGCCCGGAUGAAGGUGGCGACGAGGCUCUAACGGAGUAUCAAGUCGUCCGAGUGUUUGGGCUCCGCCAGCCCGUUCACCGCAAGAUCCAGGCGGCCAUGUCGGUUGCCGCUCGGAUCGCGGCGUCUCCGUCCUCGUCGUCCUCUUCCGACCGCGCGAGGGGGACUGGAGCUUCCGCGCCGGCCGCGGGCGCCAAGACGGCAGGCAGUGGCAAAGGCAGUCCAGAAUUCUCCUUCUGUCGGGUGCGCAUCCACACGGGACGCACGCACCAGAUUCGGGUCCACUUCCGCCACAUCGGCCAUCCCCUCGUCGGCGACACAAAGUACUGCGACCUGUACAAGUGCACCGUGGACCGCUCGUGGUGCGCCCGCAUGUUCCUCCACUCUGCGGUGCUCGAAUUCGACAACCCCGACAAGACCGAGACGCAGCACGUGCGAGUCGUUUGUCCCCUCGCCACCGAGUUGCUCGCCGCUCUAGAGAACGAGUUGGUGUGUCUCGAGGACUACUCGCAAAUCACUGCGGACAUGCUGGAUCGGACGGGACAAGUCAAGAAGGAGUUCCGACACUUGGUCGUUUCGUAUCCGACCGGCCCCCCGGACGGGUCGGUGCCGGGGUACUCUGCUCUCCCCGCGGCGGCGUCGCCCUCGUCCUCGCGCUGCACUGCGCUGUGGCCAGCCGGCGGCGUCUCUUCGUCGCCGCCGCUCUUGCCGCUCGGACCUUCGGCCCUGGCCGCCGACGGACGCUUGACGCCUUCGUCGCCCUCGACUUCGCCCCCGGAGCGAAAUGCAGACUCCCGGGCCCCCCUCCUCGGCUCGGCAGCUGCGGCUUCGCACAAGGCGCCUGCAUCCCCGCCCGCGUCAAAGUCCUCGCCAGUUAUCCUCUCUUCAGAGAAGCCGCAGAGAGCCGGCGAGCCUGCGCCUGUUACGCUUCCUGGAAGAGCGCUGGACGCACGAGAUGAAGAACAGAGAGAAGAAGAGGGAGCGCCAGACGCGGAAAAAACGGCCAAACCAUCACCCGCAGACGGCCAGCAGCCGGGAGGGACUCCCGUUUUUUCCGACCAGCCGCCACUUCUCUCUGUGGAGCCGCGGUCCGCGCGGGAAGAGGGGACAGCUCUGUCUCCGGCGUCCGCAGGCGAAGAGAAGGCGCCGCAGCCGAAACCCGCGCAGCCGGCCUUCGCGUCUGCCGCGACUUCGAGCUUCUCGGGGAUUUUUGACUCGUUGCUGGACGCACUCGGCCAACGGGAGGCCCAAGGCCCCGGCUGCUUUGCAGAGGAAGGCCGCCGCACUGGAGAGAGUGUCUCGCGCGAAGGCGGGCACGCUUCCGCUUUCGCGGCGGAAGCGUCCGACUCGGGAACGGGCUUUGCGGGAGACUGGCGAAAAAGGCGCUAUCUGGAGGAGGCGGACUGGUCGAUUGCGGACGCACGCAAAGAACAGAGAGAGACGCGUGCAGGCGCUGGCGAGGCAGACGUGAUGGGCAGAGCCCGAACAGAGAGGGACUGGUCGUACCGAGAGUUCGCGAACGACCUGGCGGUCCUCAUGCGCCUCCCACCGAAGGAAGAAGACGCGUCAGGCCUUCGGCGUCUCACCGAUGCGGUCGCAACAGCCGUGCCGCUCCCGACUGUGAGAGAAGAAGAAGAAGUACGGCAGUACUGGGGCUCUGUCCACGCAGCCCGGCGGUUGGCGUUGACUCGAAACCGCGAACGUUUGCUGGAGACUGCGCUCGGGGCGCUCGUUCGGCUGCUGCAUUUCUCGGAGUUGCAGAGAGACGUCCUCCGCACUGCGACUCGGCCAGAAAACGUCGAUCCUCGUGCCCGCGGGUCGCCAGUGGAGACGGAGGCGAGACAAAUGUGCAGGUACAUUGCCUUUGACGCUCGGUCAGGCGAACUGAUCGCUCGAGAGGGCGGGCACCUUUUGAUUCCUUCCUUCUCCGAUGCCACGAUGGGCGCCGUGGCCGGGGUCCAAGACGCACAGACAGCCGACGUCGCCUCGCUGAAUUCCAUCGCCUUCUGGAAAGUCCUUCUGGACUCGCUGGGCGCUCACUUUCCAGCCGAUAUCUUCGUCAGGUGGGAUGUGGAGAAGCGGGCCGUGCUCGUCGUUCUCCUCAACGAGGACGCGGCGGAACUGAAGAAGAUAUCGCAGACGGCUCAAGGGCCUCAGCAAGUUGCGCACGCACGAGCAUUCCUCGACUUUUACAGAGCCCUCAGAGACCUCUCAAAGUUCGAGUGUGCAACGCCGGCUCUUGCGCGGGCUGUGGGGAACGCGCCGCUGUCGCGGGAAGCUCGGCCGCACGGCGCGGCCGAGAAGGCCGCGGGACGAGGCGGGAGCGAAGGCAAAGAAGAUGUGGGCGGCGGACCUCUUCAGGCCAGCGGGAAGUGCGCACCCGGCGAGGAGUCGUCUGCGUCGUUGUGGCGGAUGCAGGCCUGGCGAAAGUACGCAUUCGGAGACGCUUCCCGUGCUCUGGGCGAGUGCGAAUUCGACAAGCAAGCGUUCCCCUCUCGCCUCCCAGUGGGUGACGCGCCUCCGUGCCGGCGGCAGGGCCUCAUGCGCGCUCCGGACCUCCAGUUCAACCACCCGCUCGUUCACAACCUCGGUCCGUGUCCCCUGGGGGUUCUCCCGCCGUCGCAUCUCCCGGACUUCCACAGUUCGCCGGAUUCGUGUCCGCAGCCCCCGCUGCUGGCGACUGCUGGACUCGCUUCCAGGCUCGCACAGGACCUCACGCCUCAAGAACGGCAGUUCCUUCUCUCGCAGCCGUCGAGCGGGACGACCUCGUUCUUGCCGCCGGCUCUGCCGUCUCUGGCUGAACGUCUCGACUCGGGAGGCCGCUUCGACGGGUCGCAGAGGAGCCUGCGACUCCCUGGGGCCCCAGGCACUGCAGCUGCGCCGGGGUCUGGGCCGGGGUCGGCGCUGGGGAGUCGCCCCUCGUGGGCGCCAAGUCUCUGGGGCAGCCCAGGGACGACGGGCGUGGCGGUCAGUCCGAGUGGAGACGACGCGUUAGGGCGAGGCCUCGGAGCCGGGCCAGAAGGUGUGGGGGAACGCGAAGACCUGCGCCGGGGCCCAGAAGGGAGCGCCCCUCUGGCCCCGUUCGUCUUCUUGUGGGAGGCCGAGGGUGGCCAAGCCGAUGCGACGCCGCCGAAUAACGAGGUCCAGGAAGAAGAGAUCCGCGACUUGAUGGACCUGAGUUUCAUGAUGGGGAGCACGCCGGUUAGUGGACACGGCCACUCUGGAGGCGGGUCCGUCAGCCCAUCGCCAGAGACCGGUGAUCGCGGCGCGAGCGGAAUGUCGUUUGAGUCUCUUGACGACGCCCGCGGGGACUCCGCGGGGAUCCAGAAGAUUCAAGGCCGGCCUGCAACGCCGGGGGCGAAGGAGACAGGGGUCGCGGGGGAAGGGACGCGACGAAGAAACGAAGAAGCGCUCGGACCUGCGUUGGGACGGGAUCCGCAACAGGGACAAGAGGACCGGUCUGUCUUGUUGAGAGACGCGCCGGGCGGCGGGGAGCUCCGCGAAGGAGCACGGCGCUUUUCGCAGGACCAGUCCGCGGCGCCUGACGGUUUCCUGUCGCGCAUGCCGCGAGAAGCCUGGCAGGGAUCCCCGGGGCUUUUGCCUAGCGCGAAGUCGCUACCCACUGCGUCCUCCCCGGCGAGUCCCCUCCUCCCGUUUGGACAGCCCGGCUCCGUGGCAUCUUCCCACGCAGGCGCUGGGCCUUCGUUGUUUCUCAUGAUGGGCCAGCAGGGCGCUGUGGGCGAGCGGCGUUUCGGGACUCCCGGGGAGACGGCGUUGUCCUCCUCGACCGCGCUGCUUUCUUCUGGGGGCACGCGACCGGGACAGAGCCUGAGUCCGCCCGAGGGGGCGCCGCCGCCGGAGACGCCUGGAGAAGGCGAGGGCCAGGUUCUGGUGAACGACAAGUGGUGUGUGCGCGUCGACAUCCCGCACCCGCCGUCAGAGGCUCCACCACACCCGAGCAUCAUGUUCCUGCACCAGAAGGCGGCGCGCGAAAUGCUCGAAAGCGCGGCGCGGGGAACGGACGGCCGACGAGGGACGGAAGACGGAGACACCGGUCCGGCGCUCGCCGCUCGAGCAGCCGCUGCGCUUCUCAGCCGCCAGUACUGCAACGGCGCCGCCGUGGCCGCAGAGAACGCGAUGCACGAGCUCAGUCACCAGCGAAGAGGGACAGAAAUGUGGGCGGCGUCGGGUGGGUCGCUGCACACCGGUGCGGCGGUGGGCGGCGGCGGUCGCCACGGAGACGGCUCGGGCGAACAAGGGGCUGUCAUGGAUGACUUCUUGCUAGGCAGGCGCAGCGGGGGCGCGGCGCGCGCGGCCGGAGCGGGGGCGGCUCCUCGUCCGUCUCCGUCUCCGCCAGGGAACAUGCCCGUUCCGCCGGCUCACAUUCAUCCGUCGCUUCGCAGCCACCUGGCGUCGGCAGCUCCGGGGUUUCCGCUCGCGGACGGAAACGGCGCGUUCGGAGGCAGGACGACCGGUUUCGUCUCGGACCUCCCGCCUACUUCCAGUGGGGACAGCGGGCCGCUCUUGGGCGGCCGGAACCUCCCGUCGGCGCACAUGAACGCAGGCGGAAGACCCAUCUUUGGCGUUGGAGUCGCAAGCGACUUUUCACUUUCCCGGUCCGCGAACGACCCGACAGAGGCGGGGCGAGGCCGCCCGUUCGCCUCGCGGGGCUUCGGCGCGGCGGGAGGCCCCGCGGACGUGGCCGGAGGCCUUGGAGCCGCCCGCAGCGGAGACGGCGCUGUCGACGGUCGUCCGCUUCUGCAGGCUGCCCCGGAUCCGCGUCUUGCGCAUGCGUUCGACAUGAACCCGCAUACACAGUCUCUGCAGUCCCCGCACCGAAUUGGCGAGUCGCUGCUGGGGGCCGGAGGCUUGCCGAGGCUUCCACCCUUGGCCCAGUCCGGAGCGAGUGCCGGAUCGUGCGGGAGUGGCGGCAGAGAGGAGAAAUCGUAG